AGGUGCUUGGGGUGAGGUGCCAAAGGUUCCCUAUAAAGUACUGGGGCUCUGGCUUUGUCCACUCGCCCUCCAGCUCCUGUCCUGUUCUGCCCAGAGGGAGCUGCCCGUGACCACCAUGGUGAGGCUUGUACUGCCCAACCCGGGCCUGGAGGACCGAAUCCCCUCCCUGGGGCAGCUGGAGGUCAUGGAGAAGGAGGAGGCCAGCUCUCGGCCCAAGUGGGACAACAAGGCCCAGUACAUGCUCACCUGCGUGGGCUUUUGCGUGGGCCUGGGCAACGUGUGGCGCUUCCCGUACUUGUGCCAGAGCCAUGGCGGAGGAGCAUUCAUGAUCCCGUUCCUCAUCUUGCUGAUUGUGGAGGGCGUCCCCUUGCUGCACCUGGAGUUCGCCAUCGGGCAGCGACUGCGCAAGGGCAGCGUGGGCACCUGGAGCUCCAUCCACCCAGCCCUGAAAGGUGUAGGGAUUGCGUCCAUGUUCGUGUCCUUCAUGGUGGGCCUCUACUACAACACCAUCAUCGCCUGGGUCAUGUGGUACUUCUUCAACUCCUUCCAGGAGCCCCUGCCUUGGAGCUCGUGCCCGCUCAACGACAACCGGACAGGCUAUGUGGAGGAGUGCGCCCGCAGCUCAGCCGUGGACUACUACUGGUACCGGGAGACUCUCAACAUCUCUACCUCCAUCAGUGACUCUGGCUCUGUGCAGUGGUGGAUCCUGCUCUGCCUGACCUGUGCCUGGAGUGUCCUCUACGUGUGCACCAUCCGUGGCAUCGAGACCACCGGCAAGGCUGUGUACAUCACCUCGACGCUGCCCUAUGUUGUCCUGACCAUCUUCCUCAUUCGGGGCCUUACCCUGAAGGGAGCCACCAAUGGCAUCGUCUUCCUCUUCACACCCAACAUCACGGAGCUGGCCAACCCGGUGACUUGGCUGGAUGCAGGGGCCCAGGUCUUCUACUCCUUCUCAUUGGCCUUUGGGGGCCUCAUCUCCUUCUCCAGCUACAACUCUGUCCACAACAACUGUGAGAUGGACUCGGUGAUCGUGUCCGUCAUCAAUGGCUUCACAUCCGUGUACGCAGCCACCGUGGUCUACUCCAUCAUUGGCUUCCGAGCCACAGAGCGUUAUGACGACUGCUUCAGCCAGAACAUCCUGACGCUCAUCAACGGGUUCGACCUGCCUGAAGGCAAUGUCACCCAGGAGAACUUCUUGGAAAUGCAGCAGUGGUGCAACAACACUGACCCCGUGGCCUUCGCCCAGCUGAAGUUCCAGACCUGCGACAUGAACUCUUUCCUGUCAGAGGGCGUGGAGGGCACGGGGCUGGCGUUCAUUGUCUUCACGGAAGCCAUCACCAAGAUGCCGGUGUCCCCACUGUGGUCCGUGCUCUUCUUCAUCAUGCUCUUCUGCCUGGGCCUGUCCUCCAUGUUUGGGAACAUGGAAGGUGUGGUUGUGCCCCUGCAGGACCUCAAAGUUAUCCCGGAAAAGUGGCCCAAGGAGGUGCUUACAGGCCUCAUCUGCUUGGGGUCGUACUUCAUCGCGUUCAUCUUCACCCUGAACUCCGGCCAGUACUGGCUCUCCCUGAUGGACGGCUACGCCGGCUCCAUCCCCCUGCUCAUCAUAGCCUUCUGCGAGAUGUUCGCCGUGGUCUACGUGUACGGCGUGGACAGGUUCAACAAGGACAUUGAGUUUAUGAUCGGCCACAAGCCCAACAUCUUCUGGCAAAUUACAUGGAGAGUGGUCAGCCCACUGCUCAUGCUGGUCAUCUUCUUGUUCUUCUUCGUGGUCAAGGUCAAUGAAGAGCUGAUCUACAGUGUCUGGGAUCCUUCCUAUGAGGAAUUUCCCAAGUCCCAGAAGGUCUCAUACCCAGACUGGGUGUACGCCGUGGUGGUCCUCAUUGCUGGCGUGCCCUGCCUCACUAUCCCCUGCUUUGCCAUCUACAAAUUCAUCAGGAACUAUUGCCAGAGGGAAAAAAACCAGCAGCUGAUCAGCACCCAGUCCACAGCCUCUAUGAAUGGAGACCUGAAGUACUGAGCACAAUGUCCACGGCUGCACAUGUGCAUGUUCAUAUGCAUGUGUGAGCACGUGAGUGUGCACAUGGGAGAGAGAGAGUGUGCAUGUAGGUGUGCACAUAUAUGUGUGCACACAGGUUAUACAAGCACACACGAGCACACACACAUGUGCAUCCACGUGCAGGUCUCCACGAUUUUUGUGCACACAUGUAUUAGCAUGCAUACACACAUGCAUAUGCAUGUGUGGGGUGUGCACACACAUGACAAUACAUGCGCAUGAAUGGGCAUGCACAACCACAUGUGCAUGUGUGCCUAUAUGUGCGAGCUUGUGCACACAUGUGUGCACAAGAACACACAAGUUGGGUAUUUAUGAACAUACAUGUAUGACACAUGUAUAAUGUGUCCCAUGCAUGUGUGCAUACAUAUAAGUGUUCGUGUCUAAGUGCGAGUGUGUGUUUGUGUGUAAUUUAUAUGGACAUGUGCAUGCAAUAUGUGUGUGCAUGUGCACACAUGUUCGCAUACAGGUUGCUCCACAGCAUACACAUCCCCCAUGUGGGGCCUGGCUGCCCUUUUGGUUCCCUGUGUUCACGGAUGUGGUGGGGCCUGUGCUCACAUGCUGCCCUGCCUUCCAAAGGAAAGUCCAAAGCGACAGCAGGGAGGCCAUAACUGCUGUGCUCAUCCUAUGGGAGACAGCAACACUCCUUGGAACAGUCUUGCUGCCCCCCGUUUCCCUCACUGUUGACCCCUUGACCUAGGAGUUCUUGCAGUAAUGUUGUAAUUUACCCCACGACAAGGAGCCCUGUCUGGAAGAGGCCAUGGGGGUUUAGGCCCGUGAUACCUGCCUGUCCACCAGCUGGCAAAGAGUUCCUGAGUCUUGGCAGUGUUCCAGCUUAAUGAACACUAACCCAUUUAAUCAUUGCUCUGGCUGCCACAAAUAGAUGACAGUUAAAUAAAACUCAACUUGGCAUAAUUUAAGGCAGAAA
Phyllostomus hastatus (greater spear-nosed bat) is the source of this 2978-nucleotide messenger RNA. It is a transcript of the gene SLC6A19, whose product is annotated as solute carrier family 6 member 19. Gene Ontology annotation, biological process: sodium ion transmembrane transport. Gene Ontology annotation, cellular component: plasma membrane. The coding region runs from base 116 to 2017 and encodes 633 amino acids. The transcript has 12 exons. Lineage: Eukaryota; Metazoa; Chordata; Mammalia; Chiroptera; Phyllostomidae. The record is from RefSeq and is a predicted model, not a curated record.